CUCGGCGGCGCCAACAAGCGGCAUGGGCUGGGCGUUGAAGACGCUGACCCUCGUUGCCGUCGUCGCGAUCGCGUCCGCCACUGGCGACGCCGUCCCGGGUAAAGAAUCCAUCUGCGGCACGGAUCACGCCCGGCCUGCCGUCGCCGUCAAGUACGUGGAGGCUACCAAGUACAAGCUAGCCAAGUCCGUCGCCCGACUGCGUCUUCGUGCAGGGUGGUGCACGGCGUGGCUGUGGGGCUCGGAAGGCCACUUGAUCACCAACAACCACUGCAUUAGGUCGCAGGACGAUGCAUCGGCUGCGAUCGUGGAAUUUGGUGCCGAAUGCGCGACUGCUACGAACCCGAACAACGGCAUGAGGGCCGCGUGCGGCGGCACGUUCGUCGCGAACAGUUCGACGUUGAUCAUCUCGGACACGUCGCUCGACUUCUCCUUGGUCCAGUUGCAUGUGAACCGUGGCAUCAACCUCACCAAGUUCGGGUACUUGCAGGCGCGUGCGUCGGCGGCCACGUUGAACGAACCCGUCUACACCAUCGGUCACCCUGACGGCCGCCCCAAGAGCAUUGCGUAUUUGAGCGAUGGCGGCAGGCCGUCCCGCAUCACAAACGUGUCGACCCCGUCCGAGUGCGGCGGAAGUGACACACUGGCGUACAACGUCGAUACGGAAGGCGGGUCGUCUGGCUCUGCCAUCAUCAGCGCCAUCGACAACAAAGUCGUGGCCUUGCACAACUGCGGCGGGUGCACCUCGACCGGCGGCGCCAACACUGGCCAUAAGCUCGAGUACAUUAUCAAGCUGUUGAAGUCCAAGAAUUUGCUGCCCAAGGACGCGAUCGCGGCCCGCUGCUAAACGUAGUUCUAGCCAUCUUGUCGAGACCGUGAAAAUAGCACAUGAACUUGUCGCCA
Molecule: messenger RNA, 900 nt
Organism: Aphanomyces invadans
Lineage: Eukaryota; Oomycota; Saprolegniomycetes; Saprolegniales; Verrucalvaceae
Exons: 1
Coding region: 23-844 (273 amino acids)
Source: RefSeq, a predicted model, not a curated record